ACAUGUUUUGUUGUUAUUUUUGUUUGGGUUUGCCUUUGCAUGCGUUAAGCCUCGAAUCUAGAAAAUAUUUAAAGAUUGAGAUUAAUUUCUUCAAUAUGGAUAUCCCUGAAAUUGUUCAUACUUUUAUUGAAAAUGACUGUGAAAUAAAAGUGCCAAUAACAAAACGAAUAAAACAUUACAAAAGUUUUGAUAUUUUUAUCUUUGAAUCGCUUUUCGUCUUUGUUUGUGAUGUCGAAACAACGAUGUUUGACUGCCCACGCAAAUUUAACCUUACCGACUUAAAAAACGUUUCGAUUUGCUUCAAUUCAAAGUCAUGGGAAUUUACUUGUACCCUUCCUUGUGAAGCAGAAUUAAAAAAAGGAACUAAAACUGAAGUAAAGACUUGUUUGUUCAAUCGCAUUACAGAUUCGUGUGUCCUCUUAGUAGAUGGGGAAGUUUGUGAAAUUGAAGCUGAUUUUCCCUAUGGGUUUUCUGCAUUCUACCGAGGUAAACCAAAAUUCGACGAGGAUGAUAUGUCGCAAAUUUGUCGUGUUACAGAUCCAAGUCGCUUAAGUCAUGUACAACGGACAAUUCAGCGUGAAAACGACGAAACAAAAGAUUUUUGCCCAGAUCAAUAUAAAUUGAAUUUCUUCAAGCUGCAAAUACCAGAAGGGCAUGAAGAUCCCAUGAGGUUUGAAAUCCCUUACGAUGAUAUCGAUCUAACGGAAGAUGAUAAAUGCAUUCUGGAACACAUAAGAGCUAAACACACUGAUUUCAGUCUCGAAAAAGACCAAAUGUUUAACAUUGACUGCGAUCUUGUGAGCGUGUUACUCGGAAUUUGCUAUGACAUAAGAUUUACAUCAAACGAUCCAACCUGUGUAAGUUCUUGGACGCGUACAAUUCUUUCGGCAACUCUUAGUUAUUUUGAGCGAUUUGAAGAUCUUAUAUACGUUGUUGAGAGUUUCAUUCGGCGUUCAUUGAUUUAUCCCCUUUGCCGAAAGUAUGAGCUAUCGCGUCUUUGUGUUGAAGAUGUAGUGAAAGCAUUACAGAAGGGGAAACCCUGGCUAUUGAAGCAGCUGUUAAUCACAUACAAUUGCUUUUGUGAAGCUGAAUUCAAUCGAAAGGCUUUGAAUAAAUAUUUUAUAAGACAUUUGAUUUGGUACGUGGAUAAAGUAAUGGAUGAUGAACAUUUUCAGAUGUUAUCUGAGAAUCUAGAUGUAUCACUUUCGGCCGUUACAAAGACUUGUUUAAGACUCGAAAUAGGGAAAAUCGAAUUUGAACUAUUAAGAGAACUCAUUUCUGAAAUUCAAUUGGAAAUGGCAACAGAUCUGGCCAUGGAGAGUAACGAGGAAUCAAGUGAAUCAGACUCAGAAGAGAGUAUAUCACAUAAUGAGGGGGGUUUUAUUUCAAUUGAUAGUGAGAGUGACUAAAAAUAUUUAUAACAAAAGGAUUAUAUUAUAUGUACUACGUGGAA
Messenger RNA from Eupeodes corollae, 1453 nucleotides. Its product is annotated as protein SHQ1 homolog. The transcript has 5 exons. Bases 3 to 1409 code for a protein of 468 amino acids. Gene Ontology annotation, biological process: box H/ACA snoRNP assembly. The record is from RefSeq and is a predicted model, not a curated record. NCBI's taxonomy places the organism in Eukaryota, Metazoa, Arthropoda, Insecta, Diptera, Syrphidae. Gene Ontology annotation, cellular component: cytoplasm; nucleoplasm.